AACUAAUUUACCACAAAUAAAAUCUUUAAUGCGUGUAUGGAUGGAUUUCCCACUUUUCCUUCCCUGGUUCCAGAAAUGGCCUCCAAACGCCAAGCGCCAACCAGAGCAUUUGCGCUCCAUAUUUCUACCCCCAAAAUACCCUUUUCUUGACGUUAAAUUUCCAUUCUCCCUGUUUGCACCAGGAACACGUUAUAUUAUUAAAAACACUUGCACUUGAGAGCUUCUUGAAUCUGGUGGCGGCCAGUGAGUGACCUGAGAAUGGUGGAACCGGUAAACCACCAGCACGAGGAGGAGCUUUCACUGUUGCCCCUCAACAGCAAUGGUGAUCAGUCAUGGCGGUUAAACUUCGAUGGAUAUCACCUAUCUGCGGAGCACAAAGAGAAAAAGCCGCCUCAUGGCCGCCAUGAUUGCCUUGGUGUUUUAGGUCCAGAAGAUGAUGUUGCUGAUUACUAUCAGCAGCAGGUGGAAAUGCUUGAGGACUUUAAUGAAAUGGAUGCCUUAGCAGAGCGUGGCUUUAUUCCUGGAAUGUCAAAGGAAGAGCAGGAUAAUUUGGCUAGAAGUGAGACCUUUGCUAUCAGAAUAUCAAAUUUUGCCAAUAUGGUUCUGUUUUCUGCUAAGGUUUAUGCAUCCAUCAGAAGUGGUUCAUUAGCCAUUAUUGCUUCCACAUUGGACUCUCUGCUUGAUCUUCUAUCUGGCUUCAUCUUGUGGUUUACUGCAUUCACUAUGCAAACACCAAACCCAUAUCAGUACCCUAUUGGAAAGAAGCGCAUGCAACCAUUGGGAAUUCUUGUUUUUGCCUCUGUCAUGGCAACUCUGGGACUACAGAUAAUCUUGGAGUCAGUACGCACAUUGUUUUCUGAUGAGAAUGAAUUUGAUUUGACCAAAGAGCAAGAACAUUGGGUUGUGGGUAUUAUGCUUUCAGUGACUUUGGUAAAGCUUUUGCUGAUGGUUUAUUGCCGCUCUUUUACUAAUGAGAUCAUUAAAGCUUAUGCCCAGGAUCAUUUUUUUGAUGUUGUUACAAAUAUCAUCGGCCUUAUUGCCGCACUUCUUGCUAAUUACAUGGAAGAUUGGAUGGACCCUUUUGGGGCCAUAAUUCUGGCCUUGUACACCAUUCGCACAUGGUCAAUGACAGUGUUGGAGAAUGUGAAUUCCCUUGUUGGAAAAUCAGCUACUCCGGAUUAUCUGAAGAAACUCACGUACCUUUGUUGGAACCAUCACAAGGCUGUUAGACAUAUUGAUACAGUCCGGGCUUACACCUUUGGAUCUCACUACUUUGUUGAGGUUGACAUUGUGCUGCCUGCAAACAUGCCCUUGGAAGAGGCUCAUGACAUUGGGGAAUCCCUACAGGAGAAGCUUGAGUUGCUGCCAGAGAUUGAGCGUGCCUUUGUUCAUCUUGAUUAUGAGUACACACACAAGCCUGAGCAUGCACCGUCACAUCCAUAGUAACAACGAACAUUGAUCCCUUUUUUAUUCUGUUGUUUUGGUUUUCUCCAAACAAGGUCUACAAUGUGUUUUAAGUCCAUGAAGCUUAGGCCUUUGUGCAAAUGAUUGUUGACUGUAAAUUCCACUAAUGCACUGGUUUUCAAUUGAGAAUUCGUGGAUGUUCAGACUAGGGAAGAUGGUCUGGAGAAAAUAUUGUCCACAGAUUAAGACUUGCACUAGAUUUGAGAAUCAAUGAUCAAAUACACUUUAAUUUUUGCUCCA
This is a messenger RNA of Hevea brasiliensis (rubber tree), 1704 nucleotides long. Its product is annotated as metal tolerance protein 11. Bases 259 to 1443 code for a protein of 394 amino acids. The transcript is spliced from 6 exons. Gene Ontology annotation, cellular component: membrane. Gene Ontology annotation, molecular function: manganese:proton antiporter activity. Gene Ontology annotation, biological process: monoatomic cation transport; transmembrane transport. The record is from RefSeq and is a predicted model, not a curated record. Lineage: Eukaryota; Viridiplantae; Streptophyta; Magnoliopsida; Malpighiales; Euphorbiaceae.